CUGAGCUACAUUCACAAUCACAACGUAAGACGUUUGUUUGGGAAUUUAAUCCCUAGGCGUUUAUUUCGGCGUAAUUUCGGUCUUUUGAUGCUACAUUCGUGUCAUUUCUUGAAACUACUCACACAUCUCACCUCUGACUGACAGCUGCUCAUACAGAGACUCCCGCCCCACAUAGUUUGGAGACGCACUUGUAGCUGAGGAUGGCUUCCCGUGGCAAAUCAGAAACCAGCAAAUUAAGGCAGAAUAUGGAAGAGCAACUUGACAGACUGAUGCAGCAGCUCCAGGAUCUGGAGGAAUGCAGAGAAGAGCUGGAUGAGGAAGAGUACGAGGAGACGAAGAAGGAAACGUUGGAACAGCUCGGCGAAUUCAACGACUCCCUGAAGAAGAUCAUGUCCGGAGACAUGACGCUCGUGGACGAACUUAGCGGGAUGCAGCUUGCGAUCCAGGCUGCGAUCAGCCAAGCUUUCAAAACCCCGGAGGUGAUCCGGCUUUUUGCCAAGAAGCAGCCGGGACAGCUGAGGACCCGACUCGGAGAGAUGGACCGAGACGUGAUGGUGGGGAAGCUGUCGCGGGACGUGUACACUCAGCAGAAAGUGGAGAUCCUCAUGGCCCUGCGAAAGCUGGGAGAGAAGCUCACUCCGGAGGAUGAGACGUUCCUCACUGAAAACGCCACAGCGACUCUGAGCCAGUUUGAAAAAGUAACUGCAAACAUGGGCUCUGAAGACAAAAUUCUGGCUUUAGCCAGCUCUGGUGUGAAAACGAAGGCGUAGCAACUUCACAAAGUGUUCAUUUCAAAUCCGUCUUUGUUCACACUG
This is a messenger RNA of Salarias fasciatus (jewelled blenny), 815 nucleotides long. It is a transcript of the gene lzic, whose product is annotated as leucine zipper and CTNNBIP1 domain containing. NCBI's taxonomy places the organism in Eukaryota, Metazoa, Chordata, Actinopteri, Blenniiformes, Blenniidae. Gene Ontology annotation, molecular function: beta-catenin binding. The transcript has 7 exons. The record is from RefSeq and is a predicted model, not a curated record. The coding region runs from base 201 to 770 and encodes 189 amino acids.